CUUAACUGUGCUACUACUUCGCUCUUCUUCUUCUCUCUCCCUGCAUCUGCUUCACCAGAUUGAGAAUGGUACAGAAAAUCCGGCAAGAAUUUUCUUGGUGACUCGAUCUAUCCUACCAGUUGUUAUCAAUUAUCAUCGUUAUUCAUUUGCUACUUAGUUUAAUCAUCAAUAUGGCCCUUACUCCAAGCCAAGUUUCCGCUGGCCCUAUGAUGACUGAUAAGGCCAAUAAGAUUGAAUCAUAUGGAGCUGUUUAUUUGUUUUCCAAGUCAUUACAGCACACUGGGUUACAUCCUACGAGUCAAAGAAUUGAAUUUAGAAGAUCUAAUAAUGGACAUCUCUUGGCUGCAAAGUUUAACUUCUCUUCAGAGAGUUUAUGGCGUCUAUGUGGAAAGCAUUGUAUUUACACAGUCUCUCGAGAACCUUCUGUUAUAUGCUCAUCCACAGGAACACAUAAUACUGAAGCAAAAGAAUGUGUUAGACACUCUGAUGAUUGUUCAGAUAUAUCAAGAACCCAAAUUGGAGAUCAGGAAGUUGAAGAGCUUUUUGAUUCGUUCUUGCCUGAGCACCCAGUCAUGGCUGAAAGCCCUUCUACUUACUCAAGACAGGGCUUAGCUGAGGCUUGCAAAUUUGUUUACAAUGAUGCAAAGUUUGUUAAUGAAAGGGCUCGCAAUGACAUCGUCUUGCUUUCACGUGGCAUAAUGAGAUUGAAUGAUCGGGCACGCCAAGAUGUUGCAAUUCUUGGUCUAGAGUUUCUUAAGCUUGAUGCUCGGGCACGUGAGGAUACUGAGAAGAUUGACCAUGGUGUGAAGAGGAAAGCAGAACGACUACAUCAUAUAGCUAUGCUCCUUAAGGACAAAGCUGGAUCUAAGCUGAAAAGUGUGGCAGACAAGCAUUGGAGUGAUGGGGCAUUGGAGGCUGAUUUGCGGAGAGCUGACUUCUGUGUUAAACGACGUGCCAUGGAAGAUGCUUUGAUGGCUUUGGAGUUUGUCAAGAACAUACAUGACAUGAUGGUCAGAAAGAUGUACAAGCUUCCUUUACGUAGGAAACAAGGCUCUAUAUCUGCUAAUGACAUGCUGGGACGUAUAAUGCUUGAAAAAAAUGGCAAGACACUUUAUUUUUUCCCAGAAGUCUCCUCCGAUCGGAUUUCUGCCAUUCAGGAUGUAUACUGGAGUAUGGCAUCUGCACUGUCUGAAGCUGAUGGCAUUGAUUACACUGACCCGGAAGAGCUGGAAUUGUUGGUUGCAACCCUUAUAGAUCUUGAUGCAAUGGAUGGUAAAAGUAGUGUUUCACUAUUGGCAGAGUGUUCAAGCUCUCCUGAUGUUAGUACUAGGCAAGCACUAGCCAAUGCAUUGGCAGCAGCUCCAUCCAUGUGGACUCUUGGGAAUGCAGGCAUGGGAGCAUUACAGAGGCUGGCCAGUGAUAGCAAUCCAGCUAUUGCAAGAGCUGCAUCCAAAGCUAUCAAUGAACUGAAAAAACAAUGGGAAAUAGAAGAGGGAGACACUUGGAGGUUCACAAUGAAUCAGAAGCAGGUCGAGGAUAUCGAUGGUGAAGAAGCUGAUGACAGUGUGGACUCAGGCUAAGAAGUUGUUACGUUUGUGUUGUAGAUAACUAUACGAAAAAGGUUGAAUUUGUAAAGUAUGACUGAUAUGAAUGUGAUAAAAUGCUGAAAUAAUGAAAGGAUCUCAGUUCUUCUUCUUGUGUA
Messenger RNA from Telopea speciosissima, 1702 nucleotides. Its product is annotated as senescence-associated protein SPA15, chloroplastic. The record is from RefSeq and is a predicted model, not a curated record. Gene Ontology annotation, biological process: leaf senescence; cellular response to oxidative stress. The coding region runs from base 171 to 1580 and encodes 469 amino acids. The transcript has 13 exons. Gene Ontology annotation, cellular component: chloroplast. Lineage: Eukaryota; Viridiplantae; Streptophyta; Magnoliopsida; Proteales; Proteaceae.